This is a messenger RNA of Talaromyces atroroseus, 414 nucleotides long. RefSeq lists its product as hypothetical. The coding region runs from base 1 to 414 and encodes 137 amino acids. Gene Ontology annotation, biological process: protein folding. The transcript has 4 exons. The record is from RefSeq and is a predicted model, not a curated record. NCBI's taxonomy places the organism in Eukaryota, Fungi, Ascomycota, Eurotiomycetes, Eurotiales, Trichocomaceae. Gene Ontology annotation, cellular component: prefoldin complex; cytoplasm.
AUGCUGCAACAUCGAAUGCUAUCCAAAGACGAGGAGGCCUCUGCAGGCGGCGAGGACAACGAGGUCCGUCGCGAAGAUCAAGAGAAAAUCAAUCGAUUCAGCAGACUGCAUCAGCGGGAAACUGUGCUCGAAGAGCGGUUGAAAGGGAAACAAAAAGAUAAAGAAGAUCUCGAAGAAAUAUCAACCGAAUUAGAACUAGCAGAUGAAGAUGAAUUAGUACCAUACAAAAUUGGAGACUCAUUUGUCCACCUCCCUCUCACCGACGCACAAUCACUUCUCUCCACUUCCUCGUAUGAGAUUGAUGAAGAAGUCUCACGCCUUGAAGACUCGCUGGGGGAAUUGCGCGAGGAAUUGUCGCAGUUAAAAGCUGCUCUUUAUGCGCGAUUUGGGAAGGCUAUUAACUUGGAUGUCUAA